Molecule: messenger RNA, 2377 nt
Organism: Lucilia cuprina (Australian sheep blowfly)
Lineage: Eukaryota; Metazoa; Arthropoda; Insecta; Diptera; Calliphoridae
Gene: Atg7
Product: ubiquitin-like modifier-activating enzyme ATG7
Exons: 11
Coding region: 120-2198 (692 amino acids)
Biological process (GO): autophagosome assembly; cellular response to nitrogen starvation; protein modification by small protein conjugation
Cellular component (GO): phagophore assembly site; cytoplasm
Molecular function (GO): Atg12 activating enzyme activity; Atg8 activating enzyme activity
Source: RefSeq, a predicted model, not a curated record
UUACUGCAUCAACAACAUUUGCAAUUUUCUUCGUCUACUCUUCGCAACAACAAUCAGGAGAAAGGCGAAAUUAAUUAAAUUUCAACAAAAAAGGAAUUUUUCUACAAUUUUAAACAACAAUGGAAAGUGAAAGUAAUAUUGUACAAUUUGCCCCACUGCAAUCGUUUGUUAGUCCUACAUUUUGGCAUAAAUUGGUUGAAAUAAAGCUGGAUUUGGAUCGUUUGAGUGAUAAGCCCAAACCUAUUUAUGGUUACUAUACCAACCGUCAUUCAAAAUCAUGUCUAAUGGAAGUGGAUUAUACCGCUUUUAAUAGUGAGUUCACCCCACCGAAAUAUUGUUUCAAAUCUCAUGGUACAAUCUACAACAAAAACACCAUAGAAGAGUUUAAGAAUUGCGAUAAAAACGCCCUAUUAAAAGAAGAGGGUAUUAAACUUUUGAAACAUUUUCAAAAUGAAGCCACAGUCGAAGAUCCCAGUUUAUUGGCACGUUUUUUUAUACUAUCAUUUGCGGAUCUUAAAAACCAUAAUUAUUACUAUUGGUUUGCAUUUCCCUGUCCUUUAACUGCCACCUUGACAUUGGAAAAACCUGCUUCAAAACUGGUUGAUUCUCGCGAGAAAUUUGACAAUGUACAAGAGGCCAUAAAAUUAUGUCCCAAUGGGAUAUUGCAAAAUUUGUUUGUAUUACAAGCCUCAGCAACAAAUAAGAAAUUUUAUACUCUAAAAGAAUUCAUUGAUAACUACAAAACUUUAGAGAAAUUACCUUUGGAGGAAACUUAUUUCUGUUUCCCAGACAACAGUGAGUUUGUGCAACCAUCUUGGUUGAUGAGAAUAUAUGCAGCAUUUAUAUAUUACAAGUGUUCCUUCUUGGUGGGUAAUACCAUUAAGUUCUUGGGUUUACGCUAUGGCAAUCAUAUGAAUAUUGGUUUCAGUUUAAUAUGGCAUAUUAAACAAUCUGAAAUUUUGGAUCUUAAAGAAAUGGAUCAAAUAAAAUUUGUAGGCUGGGAAUUGAAUAAAAAUCAAAAGCCUCAACCACGUAUGGUUUCUAUGCGCGAUAGUAUGGAUCCUCAGGUUUUAACCGAUAAUUCCAUUGAUUUAAAUUUGAAACUAAUGAAAUGGCGUUUAUUACCCGAUUUAAAUAUGGAGGUUAUUAAAAGUACCAAAUGUUUGUUGUUUGGUGCUGGUACUUUAGGUUGUGCUGUGGCUAGAAUGUUAUUGGGUUGGGGUUUUAAGUAUAUAACUUUUGUGGAUAAUGGCAAAGUAAGUUUAGCCAAUCCUGUACGUCAAUACCUUUACACAUUUGAGGAUGCUGUUAAAGGCAAUGUUUUUAAAGCUGAUGCUGCUGCAGAUUGUUUAAAAAAAAUAAAUCCAUCCACGGUUUCAGCUGGUCAUGUUAUGCAUAUACCUAUGCCCGGCCACACUGUUGGUGACUCUCUGAAACAACAAACUGAGAAGGAUCUUAAUAAACUACAAGAGUUGGUUAAAGAACAUGAUGUUAUAUUUUUAUUAACAGACUCUCGAGAAAGUCGUUGGUUGCCCACUUUACUGGGAACAGCACAUGAAAAGAUUGUCAUUAAUUCUGCUUUAGGUUUUGACAGUUAUUUAAUACAACGUCAUGGAUCCGCUAGGAAGCCGGACAACGAUACAAGCAUUGCUCAAAUGGAAAUCGAUAACUUAAAAUGCAUUCCAGGUCAUCAACUGGGUUGCUACUUCUGUAAUGAUGUUACGGCACCAGGAAAUUCACUUAAAGAUCGUACUCUGGAUCAACAAUGUACUGUUACGCGACCUGGUGUCUCAAAUAUAGCCGCCAGUUAUGCUGUAGAACUGCUAGUAUCUCUAUUACAUCAUCCGUUUAAAGAAAUGGCACCAGCUUAUUAUGCUGCUAGUGGUAAUUUGAAGACAUCCUCAGCAGCAGCUUCAGAUAAAACUCCCGAGGGUAUAAUGGGUAUCUUACCACAUUCCAUUAGGGGUAUGCUGAGUAAUUUUGAGAAUAUAACGCCAGCAUCAGAGAAAUUUCUACAGUGUAUAGCCUGCUCAGAGAAAGUAGUAAAUGCUUAUCGUAGCCAAGGCAAUGAGUUUCUGUUUAAAGUCUUUGAAUCUGCUAAAUAUCUGGAAGAUUUAACUGGUAUUUCUGAAUAUAAAGAAUUAAAUAAUGGGAUUAUCGAUUUCAAUGAUUCUGAUUUGGAAUUAUCGGAUGACUAAAGUACAGCAAUGGAUAUAAAACAUAUAAAUUAAAACAGCAUUUAUGUAUUAAACAAAACAUUCAUAAUAACUUUUAUAUUUAAAUGAAUGGACUCACUCUUAUAGCUUUUUAUGUUAGAAAUGUGGCUUUUAAAUAUGUAUUUUAAUUAAAUACCAAAUAAACAGCUUGUAUUGUUCAA